AUGAAGGCCUCCUUUUUGCUUUCUGUCGGUCUGGCUGCGAAGGCUUGCCUAGGCCUUGUUUCCGCCCCAAAAUAUGUUCGUCAGGAAAAUACCACAGGUUCUUCUCUUCAAGACAUUGUGGCAUGGGAUGAGUACUCCAUUCGGGUUCACGGAGAGCGCGUUCUUCUCUUAUCGGGAGAGUUCCACCCCUUCCGUCUCCCAUCCCCAGGACUCUGGCUUGAUGUCUUCCAGAAAGUCCGCGCGCUUGGUUUCUCAGCUGUGUCCUUCUACGUCGAUUGGGCUCUGCUGGAGGGUGAGCGAGGGUCUAUCCGGGCGGAUGGAGUUUUCGCGCUCGAAGAAUUCUUUCAGGCUGCUACAGAAGCCGGUUUGUAUCUAACUGCUCGUCCUGGUCCUUAUAUCAACGCCGAGGUUUCCGGGGGCGGAUUUCCUGGCUGGUUGGAAAGGGUGCAAGGCCGUCUCAAGACUACAGAUCAAGGCUACUUGGAUGCCAUCACUCCCUAUAUGCAGGCGAUAGGACGCAUAAUCGCGAAGGCGCAGAUCACAAAUGGUGGCCCGGUGAUCCUAUUUCAACCCGAAAACGAGUAUACGGCUUGCGUGCAGGACGUAGGCUACACGCAAAUCAACAACUACUCUAUGCCCGACUAUAACAGUUCCUGUCUUCAGAAGGAAUACAUGGCUUACGUGGAAGAUCAGUAUCGAAAGGCUGGAGUAGUCGUGCCGUUCAUCGUCAAUGAUGCCGAACCUAUGGGAAACUUCGCUCCUGGCACGGGAGUCGGGGCUGUGGAUAUUUACAGCUUUGAUGAUUAUCCCAUGCAUUGGAGCACAGCACCAUCCAAUCCGUCAAACUGGUCAUCUGUGGUAAACCCACUGCUCUCCUACAACGAAACAGUUCAUGAGGAGCAGAGCCCGACCACUCCGUUUUCCAUCUCAGAGUUCCAAGGCGGAGUGCCUGAUGGUUGGUAUGAUAACCUUGGGGUGGGUGGUGUUGGUGUUGAUACCUCAGCUGCAUACAUUGGCCCUGAAUUCGCACGCGUCUUCUACAAGAUAAAUUACGGAUUUCGCACUGCCAUCCAGAACCUCUACAUGAUCUUCGGGGGAACAAAUUGGGGCAACUUAGGCCAUCCUGGUGGUUACACCUCGUACGAUGUGGGUGCUGCUAUCGCCGAAGAUCGCGAAGUCGUCCGCGAGAAGUACAGUGAAUUGAAGCUACAAUCCAACUUUUUACAGGCAUCUCCUGCUUAUCUCGAGACACACUCAGAAAACGGGAGCUAUGGAAUCUACACGGACACCACCUCCCUCGCAGUAACCCGGUUAGCCGGAGAUCCUACCAAUUUCUACGUGGUACGCCAUGGAGAGUUAACCUCACAAGAUUCGACUUCAUAUAAGCUGCACGUGGACACUACCGCAGGAAGGUUGACAAUUCCUCAGCUGGGUGGAACGCUAAGUCUGCAUGGCCGAGAUUCCAAGAUCCAUUUGGUCGACUACAACGUCGGCAACGUAAGUCUGAUUUACUCCUCGGCUGAGCUAUUCACCUGGAAGCAGACCGGCUCCAAGUCAGUGGUUGUUCUCUACGGAGGUGAAGAUGAGCUUCAUGAAUUUGCCGUCCCUGCAUAUAUAGGCAAACCAACCUCUAUUGAAGGCGAUGGUUUGCAAAACCAGCAGAUCAACUCAACCACCGUGAUACAAUGGGCAGUCCAAGCAUCCCGACGAGUUGUACAUUUCGGCAACACCCUCGAGGUGCAUCUCCUCUGGCGCAACGAGGCAUACAACUACUGGGUCCUCGACCUACCCGUCCCAGGGACCAUAGGCCGACACGUAUCUCAAUCUCACGCCAACCGAUCAGUCAUCGUUAAGGCCGGAUAUCUGCUACGGACCGCCGAACUCGCUGAGACGUCCCUCUAUCUGACAGGAGACAUCAACACCACCACUACCCUCGAGCUCAUUUCCGCCCCUCAGCCAGUAACUAGCAUUUUCUUCAACAAUCAAAGCGUCCAAACCAGCGUCACAUCUGGCCGUCUCACGGGCACCCUCACCUACCAAAAGCCCAACAUCAGCCUACCAGACCUCACAACCCUCGACUGGCACUACCUCAACACCCUCCCAGAGGUACACAAUCCGACAUACAACGACGACCUUUGGACCCCAUGCACGCACACCACAACUGCAAACCCACGCAACCUUACAACCCCAACAUCCCUCUACGCCAGCGACUACGGCAACAAUGGCGGCUCCCUUCUCUACCGAGGAACCUUCACGGCUACCGGCAAUGAGACCUCCCUCUACCUCCUCACCGAAGGUGGCUACGCCUACGGCCAGUCCAUCUGGCUCAACAACACAUUCCUCACCUCCUGGCUAGGAGACCCGUUGUAUAUGUUCUCCAACCAAACAGUCACAUUCCCAUCCCCCCUCACCCAGGGAACAACCUACACUUUAACGAUCCUAAUCGACCAUCUCGGCAACGACGAGAACUUCCCGGCGAACGGCGAAUUCAUGAAAGAUCCACGUGGAAUCCUCGAUUACACCCUCCACGGCCACGACGACAAAUCAGAUAUAUCAUGGAAAGUAACGGGUAACUUUGGUGGCGAGCAUUAUGCUGAUCUGACUCGCGGUCCUCUCAAUGAGGGUGCGUUCUUCGCUGAGCGAAAGGGGUAUCAUCUCCCCGGUGCGCCAGUGGAGAAGUGGACGAAGAGGUCACCACUUGAUGGACUGCCGGAGGAUGAGGCGCCCGGGGUGGGGUUCUUCGCGACGACGUUCGACCUGAAUAUUCCUGAUGGGUAUGAUGUGCCUAUCAGUGUUGUGUUUGAGAAUAGCACUACGGUUGGUGAUGGAUCGGAGCCUGCGAGGUUUCGGUCGGAGUUGUUUGUGAAUGGGUGGCAGUUUGGGAAGUAUGUCAAUCACAUCGGCCCACAGCUUAGUUUUCCCGUCCCUGAGGGUAUCUUGGACUAUAAUGGGAGCAAUUAUCUUGCUGUGACUAUAUGGGCUAUGGAUGAGAGCUCUUUCAAGUUGGAUGGGUUGCGGUUGCAAGCUAAUGCGGUGGUGCAGAGUGGGUAUCGCAAGCCAAGUCUUGUGAAGGGAGAGGUGUAUAAGGAGCGGGUUGGCAGCUAUUGAUUUUGUGGGCUACGUUCGUAGUGAGGAGAGGGAACUAGCGACUGCCUUAACAUACGAACUAGUAAGAUGAAGAGUUCUACCGAGUUACUGGAAGUCAUCUAAAGCAGAUACUGAC
This is a messenger RNA of Aspergillus vadensis CBS 113365, 3223 nucleotides long. RefSeq names its product glycoside hydrolase family 35 protein. Gene Ontology annotation, molecular function: beta-galactosidase activity. Gene Ontology annotation, cellular component: vacuole. The record is from RefSeq and is a predicted model, not a curated record. Lineage: Eukaryota; Fungi; Ascomycota; Eurotiomycetes; Eurotiales; Aspergillaceae. The transcript is spliced from 5 exons. Gene Ontology annotation, biological process: carbohydrate metabolic process. The coding region runs from base 1 to 3108 and encodes 1035 amino acids.